AUGAGGGAUGAGCUAGCCAAGAGCAUGUGGGUAUGGAUCAGAGAACAGAUGAACAUGAGUGGCGUCGUAGUACACGUCUGCUACAGGCCUCCUGAUCAGGAUGUGAAAGCAGAGGAAGCCUUUAGGCAGCUGGAGGAAACCUCAAAAUUGCAGGUCCUGCCUCAGACCAUUCGGCAAACUCUUCAAAGGACACUGCAGUACUUUGAGCAUCAAGUGAUUGGUUAUAGGGAUGCAGAAAAGAACUUUCACAAUAUAUCAAACAGAUGCUCCUAUACAGACUGCUCUGGCGAUGAAGAAACCGAAGAUGUCUCAGGAAUUCUCCAGUGUACGGCUAAUAUACUUGGUUUGAAGUUUGAGGAAAUGCAAGAAAAGUUUGGGGAGGAAUUCUUCAAUAUCUGCUUUGAUGAGAACGAAAGAGUUCUUCGAGCUGUAGGUGGGACCCUUCAAGACUUCUUCAAUGGCUUUGAUGCUUUACUGGAGCACAUUAGAACUUCAUUUGGAAGACAGGCCACUCUGGAAUCCCCUUCUUUCCUAUGCAAAGAGCUACCUGAAGGCAACCUCAUGCUUCAUUACUUUCACCCACAUCAUAUUGUGGGGUUUGCAAUGACGGGAAUGAUAAGGGCAGCAGCAAAGAAGAUUUACCGCUUGGAAGUGGAAGUAGAACAGAUCACUAAUGAUAAGUUAUGUUCAGAGGGGACGAACCCAGGUAAUUGUAGUUGUCUGACUUUCCUUAUCAAAGAACGUGAAAAUGCAAAUAUCACAAAAGCACUUCCACCAGGAACAUCCCAGUCCCCCUUGGACCUGAGGAUUAGCAUCAGCACCUUCUGCAGAGCUUUCCCCUUCCACCUGAUGUUUGAUCCAAAUAUGCUGGUUCUCCAGCUUGGAGAAGGUCUUAGGAAGCAGCUCAGAUGUGACACUCAUAAAACACUGAAAUUCCAGGACUGCUUUGACAUCGUUUCUCCUAAGAUCAGUGCUACCUUUGAACGAGUCCUCAUGAGAUUAUCUACUCCUUUUGUGAUUCGGACCAAACUUGAAGAUUCUGGCUCUGAAAAUAAAGAUAAGGUGAUGGAAAUUAAAGGACAAAUGAUUCAUGUGCCUGAAUCAAAUUCAAUUUUGUUCCUGGGUUCCCCCUGUGUGGACAAGCUGGAUGAACUGAUGGGCCGAGGCCUCCAUCUUUCAGACAUACCUAUCCACGAUGCUACUCGUGAUGUCAUAUUGGUUGGGGAGCAAGCAAAGGCUCAAGACGGCUUGAAAAAACGAAUGGAUAAACUGAAGGCAACGCUAGAAUGUACUCACCAAGCCCUGGAAGAGGAGAAAAAGAAAACUGUAGAUCUUCUGAUUUCUAUUUUCCCUGAGGAAGUGGCUCAGCAGUUGUGGCAGGGGCAGCAAGUUCAGGCCAGGAAGUUCGAUGAUGUCACCAUGCUCUUCUCGGACAUCGUGGGCUUCACUGCCAUCUGCGCACAGUGCACUCCCAUGCAGGUCAUCAGCAUGCUGAAUGAGCUCUACACUCGAUUUGAUCAUCAGUGUGGAUUCCUAGACAUAUACAAGGUGGAAACAAUAGGUGAUGCAUACUGUGUUGCAGCAGGGCUGCAUAAGAAAAGCCUUAGUCAUGCUAAAGCCAUUGCCCUGAUGGCGCUGAAGAUGAUGGAGCUUUCAGAAGAGGUUCUCACACCAGAUGGGAGCCCUAUUAAGAUGAGGAUAGGCAUUCACUCAGGAUCAGUUCUGGCUGGUGUCGUCGGUGUAAGAAUGCCACGUUAUUGUCUCUUUGGAAACAACGUCACCCUUGCAAGCAAGUUCGAGUCAGGAAGUCACCCACGUCGCAUCAAUGUCAGUCCAACCACAUACCAGCUUUUGAAAAAGGAAGAAAACUUUAUUUUUAUCCCUCGUUCCCGUGAAGAGCUUCCAGAAAACUUUCCAAAGGAAAUUCCUGGGAUCUGUUACUUCCUUGAGGUCAGAAGUGGUCAGAAGCAGCCAAAACCCUCCAUCACAUCUGCCAGAGUGAGAAAGGUUUCUUAUAACAUUGGCACCAUGUUCCUCCGGGAGACUAGCCUAUGAGGCCUGCUGCAGAUCAAAGACUCGUCAAAAAAGCACAAGCCCAGAACUGGGUCAUGACAGGGGAGUAGGAGGUUCUUUCUAUUUCACUGCCUUGUUCUGAACAAGCAGUAAAAGCUCCGUGUAAUGUCAGGCAAUAAUCAUUUAAAAAGUGCGUGACUGCUGCCAGUAAACAAAGUGGAGAUAGGGAAAAAGUAAUUACAUAAUGUACUUCCACUUCCAGAGGAAUUUUGUUCAUAAAUUUCAGUCUGGUCCCUUUAUAACAAACAGAAAAAACCAAAACAAACAAAAAACAACCCUAAAUGUAGAGGUUGGUUUUGUUUUGUUCAGAAAUGGUGAUGGUUCUCUGUAGAUUUGCACCAGCUAAGCAGAAUUGAGAGUCAGUUCUGAUUAUGCAUUCCUACAUUUAAUGUGUUCUUCAGUAACUUAAUGAUGUUUUUUAACUUUAUGAACAAACAUUUCAUACAUGUACUGUAGAGUUGCUGUAACCUUCCUGGCAGGAGGAAUUAUAAUUCAGUACAAAUAUUAUAGGGAUUUUACCUAUUUUUAUACAUAUUUCACUUUCUGGAUAAUUACAUUCCACAUACUGUAAGCUGAGUGAGCUUAGCUAGCUUUUCAGAAAGCUCCUGUAUAUUUCAUAUAUUCAACCUAUCAAAGCUUAUUGUUAUACAAGUGGGAAGAAGUCUUUUUUUGACUUUUUUGGCAACAACAAUAUUGAUAUUUUACAAAAGAAAACACUUUGGUUAAUCUCUUUACCUGAUGUUUAUGGUAAAGCUUUAGAUGAGCAUUAUCUUGCUUAUAUAAAGUAAUGUUCAGUAUUUGUUCUUCAAUGCUGUGUUUCCAGUCUUUGCAGGACAAUGCAAACAAAGGAUAAGAUAGUGUAUUGACCAAAAAAAAAAAAAAAAGUUCCCCUUUACACAGUCGGGCUUGUUUCGCACCAAAUUAUCAGCCAAAUUAAUUUUUGAUAGAAGCCCUGCACCUAGACUUUUAUGAAAAAUUUGAUGGUGUGAAGAGUUCUUUAGAGAGAUUCCAGCAGGCAUCGGAAACUCUCUGGAUACUGGUUUUCUCCAGUUUUUAACGGUACUUAUGCUCCAACCCCACUUAGGAGGUUUUUGAAAAUCCUAUCUGUUAUUAAUGAUGCUCAUCUGGAAGUUUCCUUUGUUGCUGGACUGGCUGAAAGGCCCGCUGCUUUUUCUAAUGUAGACCAGAAACUGCUGAAAAGAGGGGAGCAGAGGGAGAAAAUACUUUCCCAGGUUUACUGCAAAUGGCAAUUCAAGGUUUAGAUGAGUUCAUGUAAAUAAAAAUAAAAGGCCAAUUCUUUGCUGGUGGAAAUCCAUAUAAUUUUAUUGUCUUCAAUGAUUCCAAUUGGAACAAGAUGUGGAUCUGUCCCGCGGCAGGAACAUUUUCAGGCACUGUUCAUGUCUCAGUUUUUUUAUUUUAAAAAAUAAUGAUGGUCAAUUUUAGUCUGCAAACAUACUUCCCUUGGGGUCCUAUUUCAGCAAGCCAAUAUUGUUCUGCUCUUGCAUUAAGCAGCAUAUUAGUUAAAAUUUGAGCAGUGAUUCUGAAGCAGCAUAGCUUUAAAUGGACCUGAUCAAAGCUCACUGAAAUCAAAGAUAAGAUUCUCAACAAUGAGAAGCUCAGUAUUUUUAUAAUCCAGAUGAGAAAUUAGAGGUGUACUUAUGGAUUUAGGAGUACUUGAGGUACCUUAGGAGUACUUGAGGUACCUUUUAAAAUUAAGUAAAUAACAUUCACCAGGUGUCCACAUUAUCCAAUUAGAUCUUUCUGUGGAGGGAAUGACAGUGCUGUAAUUCUCUCUUUUGGCAGUAUUCUGUGUAAAGGUGGGGAUGAGCAAGCAUAGCAUUCCUGAAAGUGUCUCAGGCUUCUUUGCCAUGAAGCCUGACUGCAUGAGAGAGGACCAUCUCGAACCCACAGAGACUUCAGCAUGUAGACUAACUCUGAACUCAUCAUGCAGUUUUUCUUGACCAAAAUGGGUAGCUGUGUGGGUAGCCUAGAAUAUUACUUAAAUGGGAAUUCCCUCGCUUUAUAGGGGAACACUAAUCUUAACGAUUCUCCUCAUGGAGCACCUCCAGGACUGAAGGUUUUCAUCUUCCGUUUGCCUUGCUAAAAGCUUUUGCAGUUCCAUUGCCUAGCUGAAAACUGCCUUGAUGAAGACUCUUUGAGCUUGAGGUGGAAGAAUUUCUAUCCAAACUGAUGAUCUGAGAUUUUUCUGUGUAGGAGGACAAGUUUUACACUUACUACACAUUAGUUUCACAGAAUCACAGAAUGGCCAAAGUUGGAAGGGACCUCUGGACAUCAUCUAGUCCAACCCCCCUGCUC
Messenger RNA from Struthio camelus australis, 4389 nucleotides. Lineage: Eukaryota; Metazoa; Chordata; Aves; Struthioniformes; Struthionidae. The record is from RefSeq and is a predicted model, not a curated record.